AUGAAGCUACGAAUUUUAAUUUUAUUAUUUAUCUCUAUAAAUCAUGGAGUGUAUUCAACGCACAUUAAAGGAGAUUUUUCUACUGAUGAAUUCUUCAAGUUUCUAGUGAAGUUUGGAUUUCAGAAGACGGAGAUACAUAAUCAGAAGGAAACAUAUGGUUAUAUAUUUGGAAACAUAACAUCUAGUAAUCAUUUUAAGUAUCCUAUUACAUUUGCAGUUUUAGAUAGAAAGCAUUUCAUUCAUUAUUAUAAUAAUCGUGAUAUUAUUGACAAGGAAACAGCAUGUCAAACUAUGUUUCAAAAUUUAAAUGCAUCAGCUUAUCAUCCAAAGUGCAAUGCCUAUGGGCAGGACUUGUUUAGAAGGAUACCCUGUCCAAAAAAUCAGCUCUGUAUUGAUGAGGACAUGCCAUGGAAUGUAAUAAAACAUAACCAAUUCACAUAUGUUAUUCAAAAUAGUGGACAACCAAGGUUUUGGUAUGUCUCAAUGGUAUCAUGUUACCUGGACGAAGAGAGUUGUUCAUGGCAUCACUAUUCAGGGGCACCAACAGCAGACAAUAAAACACUAACAGAGAUACCACAAUUAAUACAAUACGACUUUUGGCUUGUCAAUGGAAGUCCAAAUCUGUCUUUGUAUAACUCUAUGUUAUACCAAUUUUCUUUUGAUAGGAAGAACACUUUAGAAUUGUACCUACUUUUCUGGUUGUGCUAUAUUAUAUUGGUGCCAGUGCAGAUAUAUGCUGUCAGAAUUCAGAGGCACCCAGUAACAAAGCUGUUCACAUCAAGCUUGAUGUUAGAAUUUAUUGCCCUUUGCUUCAAUGUGCUUCAUACCAUGAAGUUUGCUGCUGAUGGUGUGGGUUUCCCUGGCUUGGCGGUAGCUGGUGAUAUAUUUGAUAUUAUGAGCAGGACACUCUUUAUGCUCCUAUUACUUCUAUUGGCAAAAGGCUGGGCGGUGACGAGACUUGAACUAACACAUAAACCAUUAGUUUUUGGAGUUUGGAUGGUGUAUGGAAUUGUUCAUGUUCUUCUCUAUGUUUGGAAUACGACGGAAGUGGAUAUAGUUGAAGAAAUCGAUGAAUACCAAACGUGGCCUGGUUGGCUCGUGCUGACAUUACGAGUUGCGAUCAUGGUGUGGUUCGUCUUGGAACUACGUAAUACUAUGAUGUAUGAACACAAUAUGCCGAAACUGAAUUUUCUUUUGCAUUUCGGCGCUUCGAGCCUUGUUUGGUUCGUGUAUUUGCCGAUAAUAGCGCUUAUUGCGUUACAAAUUAGCCCUUUGUGGCGGUUCAAGUUUAUAUUAGGUAUAACAUAUUCAGCUGAUUGCCUGGCGUUUUGCGUGAUGGCACACCUUCUAUGGCCGACGCGGUCAGAGCAGUACUUAUUAUUGGCGCCUCCUGAUUAUACGGCGGGCAUCGAAGAAUUGGACGAGUUCAGUGAAUCACCACACGUAGUACAUAGCGAUACGGUAGCAUUAACAGCUGCCGAAAGCAUCAACGCUGACGAUGAAGAGGUUAUAUUCACGCGCCCGCACAAAAAUGGCGUCGCGUUCUCAUAG
Pieris macdunnoughi is the source of this 1551-nucleotide messenger RNA. The record is from the annotation of a GenBank genome assembly. Lineage: Eukaryota; Metazoa; Arthropoda; Insecta; Lepidoptera; Pieridae.